This is a messenger RNA of Sarcophilus harrisii (Tasmanian devil), 2736 nucleotides long. It is a transcript of the gene NASP, whose product is annotated as nuclear autoantigenic sperm protein. Gene Ontology annotation, cellular component: nucleoplasm. Gene Ontology annotation, biological process: CENP-A containing chromatin assembly; DNA replication-dependent chromatin assembly. The transcript is spliced from 15 exons. Lineage: Eukaryota; Metazoa; Chordata; Mammalia; Dasyuromorphia; Dasyuridae. Bases 137 to 2608 code for a protein of 823 amino acids. The record is from RefSeq and is a predicted model, not a curated record. Gene Ontology annotation, molecular function: histone binding.
GGCCCGAGCGACGCGGGCUCUCCAAUCUGCCAUUUUCUGCUUCGGGAGCCGUGGGACGCCCCGGCUCCUGUUUCCCUUUCCCUUUUCUCCUCCCCUCCCCGUCUCUGUCCUCUGCGUCCCCCGCCACCGAGAGACCAUGGCCGCCGAGCCCGCUGCGAUCGCCGAGCUCGCCCCAGCCGACAAAGGGGAAGAAGAGGCCCCUGCUCCAUCCACAUCUGCAGACACAACUGAUAGCAUGGAUGUGGACAGUGAGUCCAAGAAGCUGCUGGGCUUGGGGCAGAAACAUCUGGUAAUGGGAGACAUUCCAGCAGCUGUUAAUGCAUUCCAAGAAGCAGCUAGUCUCUUGGGUAAGAAGUAUGGAGAGACAGCUAAUGAGUGUGGAGAAGCCUUCUUUUACUAUGGAAAGUCUCUUCUGGAGUUAGCAAGAAUGGAGAAUGGUGUGUUAGGAAAUGCCCUGGAUGGAGUCCCAGUGGAUGAAGAUGGAGAGAGAACAGAAGAUCAAUCUAUGGUAGAGAGUACUGAUAACGUAGAGGAGGAAGCCAGGGGCGUAUUGAAAGAACAGGCCUCUGACACCCUGAAGGACCAAGCGCCAGCACAGAACGCCGAGGCUGAGGCCCCUGGGGUGAAGGUCGAGGAGGAGGCCGCGGCUGCUGCUGCUGCUCCUGCUGCCGACCCUGUAGAGGAGGCUCAAGAAAGUUCCGCAGAAGCCAAGAGCGGGGCAGCUGAUGUGGAGAUGGAAGAGGUGGAGGACCAGGUGGAAGCAUCCCCUACAAGCCCUGAGAAGGCCCCAAGCACAGCCCAGGAGCCUGAGCCCGAAGCUGCGGCUGCUCCCGAGGAACCGGCAACGGGCUCAGAGGCCAUGGCUGCUGCGCCCCAGGAAGGGCAGCCAGAGGGAGGAGAGGAGGCCAGAGAGGAAGCAGUUGAGAAAGCAGUUGAGGAAAAACAGGGAGAAGCAGUCAUCAAAGCAGAGGAAAGCCCCCAAGAUGCUUCUGAAGAGCAGCCAACCCCAGCCCCAGAAGAGACAGGAGCUGAAGUUGGGGCAGAAGGAAAGGAAGCAGAUGGGGCAGGAGGGGAAGAGCUGAAGGCUGAGGAAGCCCCAGCAGCAGCGGCGUCGGAGGUUGAGCAGGGAGGAGAAGAAGCCGCCCAGGCCAAAGAGGAGCCAGUGGAGGCUGCAGCAGAGGAGCCAGUGGAGGCUGCAGCAGAGGAGCCAAUGGAGGCUGCAGCAGAGGAACCAGUGGAGGCUGCAGCAGAGAAGCCAGUGGAGGCUGCAGCAGAGGAGCCAGUGGAGGCUGCAGCAGAGGAGCCAGUGGAGGCUACAGCAGAGCAGGCAGCGGCGCCUGCGGAGGCCCAGGAACCUGCAGAGGCCCAGGCCGAGACACCAGGUGAGGAGAAGCCCAGAGAGGAGAAGCCCGAACAGCCCCUGGCGGGCACCCAGGAAGAGGGUCAAGGUAGCAUUGCUGACCAAGAGGAAGAGCGUCCUGCAGAAAACCAGGCUGCCCCCGAGGCCGAGCCUGCAGCAGAGGCCCGGCCUGUCCCGGAGGGGCCUGAGGGUACCCCAGAAGACACAAAGGCAGCUGGCGAUGGGCCAGAGAAGGGCCCUGAAGACCAGGAGGCUCUAGGAGCACCCCCUGAAGAAAAAGAUGAGCAGAUGGAAGAGGAGGAGGAGGGAGAAGAAACUGAAGGUUCUGAAGAGGAGGAUAAGGAGAAUGAGAGAGAGGCCGAAGAGCCUGGGAACGAUUCCAAACUGGAAAACAAGGAGAAUGAAGAUGAGGACAUUGGAAACCUGGAGCUUGCCUGGGACAUGCUGGACUUGGCCAAGAUCAUCUUUAAAAGGCAGGAAACAAAGGAAGCCCAACUGAAUGCAGCUCAAGCUCAUCUGAAGCUGGGGGAAGUGAGCGUGGAAUCAGAAAAUUACAGCCAGGCCAUAGAGGAAUUCCAGGCCUGCCUGGCCCUCCAACAGAAUUACCUGGAGGCCCACGAUCGGCUGCUGGCCGAGACCCACUACCAGCUGGGCCUGGCCUACUCCUACAACAGCCAGUACGGGGAGGCCGUGGCGCAGUUCACCAAGUCUGUGGAUGUCAUCGAGAAGAGGCUGGCCAUGCUGAGUGAGCGCAUAAAGGCAACUGAGACUCCCUCUGCCGAGGAUGAGAAGGAGGUGGAGGAACUGAAGGAGCUGCUGCCUGAGAUCAAGGAGAAGAUCGAAGACGCCAAGGAGUCCCAGAGCAGCGGGAACGUCGCCGAGCUGGCUCUGAAGGCCACCCUGGUUCAGGCUGCAUCUGGUUUCACAUCAAGCAGUGGGAGCUCCUCGGCCUCAGGGAUCGCGGCCCGGAGACCCACAGAUGGUGCUGCUACAACGUCCUCCAACUGUGUGACUGACAUUUCCCACUUAGUCAGAAAAAAGAGGAAACCUGAAGAAGAAAGCCCCCGGAAAGAAAAUGAAGCUAAGAAGCCCAAGCCGGAGCCAGCUGUCAAUGGUGGGGGUGGGGGUGGGGAUGGGGAUGCUGCUGCUGCCACUAGUCAGAAGGAGGCCACAGAAGCCAUGGAGACAGAGGCUGAGAACCAGACACCAGCCGAGCCCGGAGCUGCCACCGUACAAAGCACCGCGUGAACCUCCCUGAGGGGAGGUGGGAGGACCCCUCUUCUCUCGAAGGACGAUGCUUUUGUAUAUAAUGUAUUUUUUCACUUUUGGGGACUCUUUUUGUAUAACUUCAAUAAAGAUUGUACGCAAAGGUUGAA